Messenger RNA from Toxorhynchites rutilus septentrionalis, 3983 nucleotides. Its product is annotated as cGMP-dependent protein kinase 1. Gene Ontology annotation, molecular function: cGMP-dependent protein kinase activity; ATP binding. Gene Ontology annotation, biological process: protein phosphorylation. The transcript has 9 exons. The record is from RefSeq and is a predicted model, not a curated record. NCBI's taxonomy places the organism in Eukaryota, Metazoa, Arthropoda, Insecta, Diptera, Culicidae. The coding region runs from base 361 to 3318 and encodes 985 amino acids.
GGUCUGGAGGUAUCGCGCGGUUCGAACGUGAACUAUCUGGGUGUUCGGUGGGUUUAUCUUCCGAUUGUUCUAAGAAGUUGUAUGUGACGAUGCCCGCGAGCAACGUGAACUUUGAAUGCCGCGAACUACGUAUGACUCGGUAGAUUCUGUGAAAAAUCGUCCAGAAUAUGGUGAUUCAGACUCGGUUGGUGACAUCGUGCUCUAAGGAAAUAUAAUCAGAGAAAGAAAAAUUACCGCCGUUAGAAGCAGGCGGUAGAGUGCACACAGUGUAAUUUAUGAAUCCGACUGACACACUCACUCUCGGGUGAAUAAAUAAAAUCAAUCUUGAAACAGUGGAACCUGACGGGCACAGCAUCAGCAAUGACGUGCUUUGCCAAGUUUUUCUCCAGAAAACACGGGUCAUUCGAUCUGCCAGACGUCGCUAGCGAGAAGGACGGUAUUGUGUCCGUUCGUCUGAGCACCCGAAUCUACGACCAGGAAUUCAAUCCGCCCACCUAUUCAGGGUCAACAUAUAGCGAGGGAAAAUCAUCUCCGAAGGGUACUGAACGUGAGUCCGGCUUAGGGAGCUUAGAUGAACGGUUAAAUGUAGUUCCAGGGACACCAUGGGAAUCGGGAUUCAUCUCUGCUCCACCACAUCAGCAGCAGCGGAAAACGCCUGUACUGACAAGCAAUGAUCGAAUCAGUGCUAGUUCUCAAGAAAACGACAGGAAUCACCAUGGCCACGAAACGCUCAAGGAAACACAACAGAGAAAAAUACUGCUUCAGCUGGCCUUAGAAUCGAAGCUCCGCGAACAUCCCAACGCUGAAGAUAGAAAACACCUCGCGUUACUUGAAAGAGAAAUAAAAGAGCUUCAGAAUGGAAUCAGGAAGCAGGAGUCGGCAGUGUCUGAUAAUAAGUCCGUUCCUGUGGAAAACGACGAUUUGGAAGUUAUCCCUCCCCCAAAAACUAUAUCCAGUAGCUAUAGAUCGAAUCUCCAACCUCCGAAACCCGCUGUUCGGGCACUGGCUACCAAGGUACCAAAACAAGUUUCUGAGACCUCGGAGCUAUCCGACGAUUAUGAUACAAUUCCGCUUUCAAAGCUCACUGAAGAAUGCAUUUCCGAAGUAUUCAGUUCGGACGAGGAUGAGCCGCGGCCGCCAACGCUACCACCGCGUGUGAGUGCGAGUAUACAGAAUUACAAUGACGAACAGGAUGAUACCUCUCAGGACGAAGAACCAACGCCACCAAAACUUCCUCCGCCAAGAACCCCUCCCGAAUUGGAUGAUAUGAUUACGAGAGCCGAUCAUAUCCAGAUAACAACUGUUGAAAGCGAAUGCAUAAAGACCAUUUUUUUGCCAACGGUUCCACCUCCUUCCAGGGAGCCUCCACCUACUCCGAUAGAACAAAGUUCAUCCGAGGAAACAUCGCAACGCGAAUCCCAAGCCUCCAUCAUGCCACCCAAAAUCGAAGAACUGAACAAUAGUCGAUCGGGUAUUCUCAAGAAAGUGCGCAAAGAGGGUGUGGUUUCGGACAAACCGGAAGCGAGAAGCUAUCGGGACAUAGUGAUCCAAAGCCACGCGAAGGCACGUGAUGAAGAGGUGUUGAUUAAAAAAGCCAUCACCGCUAACGAGUUCCUGAAUAAUUUGAUGGACGAGGAACGGCUGAAGGCCGUCACGGAUUCGAUGAGCCCGAUGAGCUUUCCGCCCAGCAGCUAUAUCAUCCGGGAGGGUGACAUUGGGGCACACUUCUAUGUUUCCUCCGAGGGAACGUAUGAGGUUGUGGUGGACAACAAAGUUAUCAAGUCCUUCGGCAGGGGAGUGGUUUUCGGGGAGCUCGCUAUUUUGUACAAAGCCAAACGCUUUGCCUCCAUUCGAGUGACCACCGAGGCGAAAGUUUGGAUGCUCGAGCGGAAAGUUUUCCAGAAGAUUAUGAUGAAAAGUGGUCGGAAGGAGAGGGAGGAGAAUGUUAAGUUCUUAAGCACGGUAUCGAUUCUGAAGGAUUUGGAGAUUGAGAAGCUGCACAAAAUCUCAGACUUACUGAAGAGGGAAUUCUAUGCUACGGGCUCAACAAUUAUUCAACAGGGUGAUCCCGGUGAUAAAUUCUAUAUAAUUAGGGGUGGUAGUGUGAACGUUAUCAAAACUGACCGCAAUGGGGUGGAUAAGCUAGUGGGGACACUCCAACGCGGUGCAUAUUUCGGAGAGCAGGCGUUGCUCCAUGAAGACCGCCGCUUGGCUAGUAUCGUUGCGAAUCCACCAGGAACAGAGUGCUUAACGUUGAAUCGGAUAGCAUUCAACGAAUUUCUCGGGGGGUUGGAAAGACUGCGGGAAAUAAAAUUAUCUGAUGAAAUUCCACGUAUUUCCGAUAGCAAAAAAGCGGUAUCUGAGUAUGACCACAUCCAGUUGCAUGAUUUGACCUACAUCGGAACCCUCGGGAUUGGUGGCUUUGGCCGCGUCGAACUAGUGCAGUACCAGAGCAGGAAGACUUUCGCCCUCAAGUAUCUCAAGAAGAUCGAGAUGGUUCGGCAGCAGCAGCAGGAGCAUGCCUACAGUGAGAAGGACAUUAUGCUGAGCUGCAAUAGUCCGUUUAUUGUCAGAUUGUAUAAGACGUACCGCGACAAGAAGUAUCUCUACUUCCUGAUGGAGGCCUGCCUCGGGGGAGACGUGUGGACCAUUUUGCAGAAAAAUAAACACUUUGACGAGCGGACGGCACGUUUCAUGACGGGCUGUGUGGUGGAGGCAUUUGAGUACCUGCACAGCAGGAAUAUGAUCUAUCGGGACCUCAAGCCGGAAAAUCUCAUGCUGGAUGAGCGAGGUUACAUUAAGCUGGUCGAUUUCGGCUUCGCUAAACGAAUCGGAGCCAACCAGAAGACGUGGACAUUCGCCGGAACUCCGGAAUACGUUUCUCCGGAAAUUAUCCUGAACAAGGGCCACGACCGGGCGGUGGAUUACUGGGCACUGGGUGUAUUCAUUCACGAGCUGCUGGUAGGUAAGCCCCCCUUCCGGGGCAAAAAUCACAUGAAAACAUACAACGCGAUACUGCGGGGAAUCGAUAUUAUCGAGCUGCCUUCGAGAAUCCCGAAAAAGGCACAGGUGCUCAUUAAGCGGCUCUGCCGACAGAUACCCGCGGAGCGGCUUGGCUAUGGGAAAAAUGGCAUCGCUGAUAUUAAAAAUCAUCCUUGGUUCUCGGCUUUCGAGUGGCACCGGCUUAAAGAUCGCACACUGCAGGCCCCACUGGUUCGGAUCAUCCAGUCCAAUACCGAUUUGUCAAAUUUCGACGAGUAUCCGAAGGAUCAGGACGAGCCACCAGAUGAGACUUCCGGAUGGGAUAUUAAUUUUUAAGUCCACUUAAACCGAUAUAUCGGCUGAUUAAAAUAAUAAAUAACAUUGUCCGAAUGUUUUUUAAUCCCGAACUCAUGGUUUACGUGUUCCCAUUUUUUCCUCUACUGUGUGGGGAUUAUUACUGUUAACGAGAUGCGCGUUAAACCAUCAAUUAAAUUCGUAAUUAAACUGACACGGGCGAUAAGUAUCGUUGGAAUAUUUUCUAAGAUAAAUGCCUUGUGAAGAAUAAAGCUAUGAAGUUUGGUAUAUGUUCGUUUUGAAAAUCUCUUCAACAAAUUACAAAUAUGACCUCUCGAUAUUCGGCAAUUAUUCAGUACAUCCUGCACCUCUCCUUUCUGCAUCUUGUUUCAUAAUUUUCAUGAAUUGUAUUGAACAUAUCAUACUCCAUCAACAAUUAUCAUGUUUUUGACUUCUUGAUAAUGUCCUUCAUAGGAGGAUUGUAUGAGGCUUCUAAUCAUCAGUCUUUUUCUACGACCUAAAAACCUAAAAACCAAAAUAUUUUCUUUAAGGUGAUUAAUGUUAUUCAUGUUCUGUUUUAAAUAAGUUUACAAUGGCAUAUUAGGUGUGUGUAUGUGUUAGUAAUAUGUAUCUCUCAUAGUAUAAGCGCUAUCGGGUAACGCUAGGUAGCCUUAGGAAGAUAAGACUAAUACGCCCUCAUAUACAGG